Parascedosporium putredinis is the source of this 1404-nucleotide messenger RNA. The record is from the annotation of a GenBank genome assembly. Lineage: Eukaryota; Fungi; Ascomycota; Sordariomycetes; Microascales; Microascaceae.
AUGGCCGUCGUCCUCACUUCCGAGGAUGACUAUUUCUCAACUACUCUGAGGAGGAGUCAAUCACAGUCCAAGUUUUCUGCCAAAUCCUCACUACGCUCGUCCUCUUCUACCGGCAGAAUCCAGGACUCAUAUUCACACUUCGCCCGACCCUAUUCCAACUCUACCGCCUCGUCCUCCGCUCCCUCCUCCCCGCGCACAAUCCAACCCGCCGACUCGACGGAUAUAUCGUUCGUUUCGACGCCUUCUAGUAAUAUUUCCUUGUCCUCCGACUGCGACGACCUCCAGAUCGACUUCCACCCCGAUGACCACUUUGACCUCGAGCCGCCGCCCAGCCCCAAAAACGGCCACUCGUACACAAAUUCUCCGGAUAACGACGGCUCUGGGAGCAGUACUGACGGUCCUGUGACGCCCGAGGUCGUGGAGCGCGCCGAAGAUGACACCGCUAUCCAGACUCUAAAUUGGCUCAAAGAAUGUGACGUGACCUGGCUGUACGGGCCGUUGCAGACCCCCAAUGUUUCGACUGGCCGAAACGCCGACCCCGAGGCCGGCAGUUCGACGUUGUCCAAGACCGAUUCGUUCAUCGACAAGAAGCCCAUUUUGAAGAAACGGAGCAUGUCCGAGAUCAUGCUCAGGCGCUCUCUCUCUAGCUCGUCGUUACUCAAACAAGCGGCGGCGGCCGUCCAAGCCCAGGAGAAAGAUGCUCGACGAGGCUACAGCAGACCGGCGUACGACAGGGCCACGACCGACUAUGUUACAUUUCCUUUUUCAUCAAGGAGAGAAAGCAAAGAGCAGAGCCUUUUCUCCUCAAUGACGAGUUCGGGGAUUGCCUCGCCUACGUCUGGGAGGAAACGGAUCCACUUUAACGAACAGGUCGAGCAGUGCAUUGCCGUAGACAUCCGUCCUGAUGACGGCAACGACACCCCAAUUGACAUGUACGGAUCGAAAGUUGCCGACGGCAAGACGAUUGCAAAGCUUCCAUCAACAACGCUCAAGGAUCGGGAAGGUACUCUGGAGAUCGAGACAGCCAUGAAACAUAGUGGCCGCACCUAUCGAAGCCCGAUCGUCUCGCCUUCAUCGUCCCAGGAGACCCUGCGAGCCGACGGCGUGAAGGCCAAGUCUCCGAAAAGGUCAUUUUUCGAAGACCAAGAGGACGAGGAGGAGAGUUCUGCCGACGCCAGCGGCUCGACAGACCGGCCGUUUGGAGACCUUCGGAAAACACCCUCAAGCAGCAGCCUAACGGGUGAACCCAGCGGCAUGCGUCGUACCGCCUCGGGCAUGUUUAUGCCUUGCGACGAAGUCGAGACACCAGCGGCGAAUAGCGGUAUCUUUGGUCGCGUGCUCGAUACGGUCAACACUGCACGCGACAUUGCCCACGUCAUUUGGAACGUUGGCUGGAGAAAAUGA